Messenger RNA from Belonocnema kinseyi, 1460 nucleotides. RefSeq lists its product as uncharacterized. Bases 7 to 942 code for a protein of 311 amino acids. The record is from RefSeq and is a predicted model, not a curated record. Gene Ontology annotation, molecular function: protein binding. Lineage: Eukaryota; Metazoa; Arthropoda; Insecta; Hymenoptera; Cynipidae. The transcript has 7 exons.
GCUGACAUGGAUAAACGUAGAAAAUCUGUUAUUCUCAUAGAGAUAUGCUUGUGUUUCGUUUCUGCAGUGUCCUCUUUCACUGAGGAAGUGUGUGACAAAACAAAAUGUCCGGGACCAUUACAAUUCUACAAAGAAGUGCGGUGUAAAGCAAUUUACAAAAAUCCAGAGGAUUGCUGCGCUAUAAAAUACGAUUGUUCUCAUCUUAAGGAGAGAUCUACGGAAAAGUGUUAUGUAAAUGAUAAUGUUUAUGAAAUUGGAGAUGAACUUAAAGACGAAGACGCUCUUCCUUGCGACAUUGGAUGCACUUGCGAGGAAGGUUACAGAGGAGUAGCCACAUUCAGCUGUGCAGAAGUUGAUUGUCCUUCUUUUUAUCCUACGCCUGGAUGUUAUUUACAACAUUCUAGUAAUGAAUGCUGUCCAAUUGAAGUGUGUCCUGAAGCCGAAGAUAGAGCAAAAUGUGUUGUUAAUGGGACAACAUACUUAGAAGGUGAUUAUUUUGAGGUUGAAGGAGAGCCGCAUAAAUCUUGUUAUUGCAAACCAGGAUACCAAGGAGAAAAUGUAGAACCAUUUUGCUCAACGCCACAGGGAAAUUAUUGCGGAACUGAUUUAAGAAGUAGUUACGAAAUAAAAGAAAAGUGUUCUCCUGUUUAUUAUAAUAAACAAUCUCCCCAGAACGACUGUAGUGUUUCUUACAGAUGCCAAAACAAAAACGACAUUAUUAUUUCCAAAUCUGAAAAUGCUAGGAAAUCUGUGGAUGACGAAUCUGCUACAUGCACAUUCGGUAAUAUCGAGAUGCAAAUUGGGGAUGAACUAAAUCAAGCAACAGAUUACAGUUCUGUAUGUGUGAAAUGCAUCUGUGAAGUUCCUCCUAUUCCCACUUGUCAGCGCCUUCCUGAUGACGAAUGUGACGUAACUGUUCAUCCUGAGUUUGAUACGUACUAAUCGAUUCAAGAAUUUUAGUUUAAGCUUUAAAAAAACAUGAGACCAAUUCAUAUGAAAUCGAGCAGCUACUGUUUUUGAUGUCAUGGGAUUGCUUAGGCACCAACUACCGUAUAUUAUUUUCCUAUGUAAAAUAUGAUAAACGUAUCGUUUGUUUUUUAUCAAAAAAUGGUUCUCAGAAACUUAGGGCUAUACUUACAGGUAUGAGUUUCAAAUUCUGGAUAUUAUUUAUUUUAAUUGUUUUAACUUUAUUUUGUUUAAAUAUUUUAUUUUUAUCACUUUUCAAAAAAUUGGAAUAUUUUUAGGUGCUAAUUUGUUUCCUAAGUUCCCUUUGUUUCCUACUCUUGGGUGUUUACACAAAUUGAAAUUGUUUUAAAAAUUAAACUUGUUUUAAGAAUUAAGAAUAUAUUCAGAAAACAAAUUAUGUUGUUUAUAAGGCAUGGCUCGUCGUACGAGAGAGUGUCACAAGAGUAAACCAUUUUAUUUUGUAUCAAAGGUUAAUAAACAAAUCUAAAAAGAAA